Sporisorium graminicola is the source of this 1176-nucleotide messenger RNA. RefSeq lists its product as uncharacterized. Bases 1 to 1176 code for a protein of 391 amino acids. The record is from RefSeq and is a predicted model, not a curated record. Lineage: Eukaryota; Fungi; Basidiomycota; Ustilaginomycetes; Ustilaginales; Ustilaginaceae. Gene Ontology annotation, biological process: carbohydrate metabolic process. The transcript has a single exon.
AUGACAACCAACUCAGCCGCCCUCCAACUCUCACCGACCGAAGCCUCGCAGCUCGUCGACAAGCUUAUCCACAAGCUUCUGCACAACGAGGAUCGCGACGGCAAGUUCCUUCUCCCUCUUACCGAUGGGCGCAUCAUCGAUACCAAAGGCUGGAACGGCUGGGAGUGGACGCACGGUGUCGCGCUCUACGCCCUCUUUGAGCACCACCAACUCACCUCCUCUGUGGGGUCGCUCGACAUCAUUCACAGCUGGUUCGCGGAUCGACAGGCGCAAGGUGGCACGACGAAGAACAUCAACACCAUGGCGGCGCUGCUCUCGCUCGCGUGCGUGUACGAGCUGGAUCCACAGUCGCACCCGGAGUACGAGGCGCAACUGACCGAGUGGGCCGAGUGGGCGAUGGACGGUCUGCCCAAAACCGAGGAGGGUGGCUUCCAGCACAUUACGUAUGACUUGGAGAAUAAGGGCCAGCUGUGGGACGACACGCUGAUGAUGACCGUUUUGCCGUUGGCCAAGAUCGGCAAGGUGCUGCGUGUGGAGCGGUACGUGCAGGAGGCCAAGUACCAGUUUCUGCUGCACAUCAAGUAUCUCUACGAUGCCAAGACGGGGCUAUGGUUCCACGGAUGGACGUUUGAGGGUCGACACCAUUUCGCCAGCGCACAUUGGGCGAGGGGCAACUGCUGGAUCACGCUCGCCAUCCCGCUGCUGUUCCACAUCCUCGGAGAGCAGGAUGCCGACGUGAGCGAUCACAACUCGUUCUUUUCAAGAUACCUGAUCAGCACACUCGAGGCGCAGCUGGAUGCGCUGCUGCCGCUGCAGGAUCCAGCGACGGGGCUUUGGCACACGCUGUUGAAGUACAGCGAUUCCUACAUCGAGUCGUCGGCGACUGCGGGCUUCGCGGCAGGGGCGUACCUCGCUUUGCGGUUUGGACUCGUUACGGAUCCGGCGAAACAGAAGGCGUACACGAAAAUGGCGGAUACGGCGCUCAAGGGGGUGGUGAGUAUGAUCGCCGAGGAUGGAGAGGUUCAGCAGACGUCGUUCGGUACGGCCUUGGGGCACGAUCUUGACUUUUACCGAAACAUCCCCAUCACGCCUAUGCCUUAUGGCCAGGCGCUCGCACUGCUCGCUAUAGUCGAGAAGAUGGCCCUCGACGGCGGCAAAGUUUCCACGGAUGAAUAG